Dipodomys spectabilis (banner-tailed kangaroo rat) is the source of this 3517-nucleotide messenger RNA. It is a transcript of the gene Sesn1, whose product is annotated as sestrin 1. The record is from RefSeq and is a predicted model, not a curated record. The transcript is spliced from 11 exons. Gene Ontology annotation, molecular function: L-leucine binding; oxidoreductase activity, acting on peroxide as acceptor. The coding region runs from base 773 to 2428 and encodes 551 amino acids. Gene Ontology annotation, biological process: negative regulation of TORC1 signaling; cellular response to leucine starvation; cellular response to L-leucine. Gene Ontology annotation, cellular component: nucleus. NCBI's taxonomy places the organism in Eukaryota, Metazoa, Chordata, Mammalia, Rodentia, Heteromyidae.
GGGGCCUGGGGCGGCUCCGGGUUUGUGUCGGGCGGAGAAAGGGGAGGGGCUGGGGGGUGAGGACCCCAUCUCCCCUCCCUGCUCCCGCCCUCUGGGCCGAUCCCCACCGAUGGGGCUGGCCGAAGGGGCGGGCUCUGCGCCUCAGGCCCCGCGGCUCAGACAGCUUCGCGGCCCAGCCGGGCGCUCGAGGACUGCCGGGCCAGCCUGUGCCCUCUGCUUUGGCUGCGGUGGGACAGUGCACAGGGGUGGAAGAAGCGGCGUCUUUCUCCGGGUCAGGAGUCCGCAGUGCUGAGGAGUCUCUCCUUCGUCGCCGCCCGCCGAAGACAGUGACUGGAGCGCCCGUGCGUCGGGCCGCAGCGGCCGGAGGCCAGCAUUGGGCGAAUCCUAGGCGGGCUUUUUGGGCAGAGCUCAGAUUUGACAGCUCCACAACGUGAGGAUAUCCGCUGACCCCGCGAGACGGAAAACACUUCCCUGUGCCUCCCCGUCCAGCAAAGCCGGCGCUGGAAGAUUUCAACUUUCCAACUCUGUUUUUUGUUUUUGGUUUUUCCAAUCUCUGUGUUCGCGUCGGAGAGGGCGAUCAGUUCGCUAGACUGAUUGAAAGCAUCCAUUUAAAAGACUCUUCUGGUUACAGAUGCCACUCGCACGUGUGUUUUCAUGACGACUCGAUCUCUCUGACUUUAUUCUUGUAUUUCUCGUGGUAAAAAUUGCAAAGUGCUUUUGCGGGCAUGCUGAAAGGUAACUGAAGGCUAUCAAGGAAAAACUCCCGAUUGUCAUGGCUGAAGGAGAAAAUGAAGUGAGAUGGGAUGGAUUGUGCACUCGAGAUUCAACUACUAGAGAAGCAGCACUGGAAAACAUUAGACAAAUCGUUUUGAGGAAAACCGAGUAUCUUCGUUCGCUGAAAGAAGCAACUUACCGUUCAUCAGACGGGCUUUCAAAUGCUGUUUCUUUGGAUGGGUUGAAUAAGCUUCUUGCUCAUCUGCUUAUGCUUUCUAAGAGGUGUCCCUUUAAAGAUGUAAGAGAGAAAAGCGAGUUUAUUCUGAAGAAUGUCCAGGAACUUGGAAUUAGAAUUCCUCGACCACUAGGACACGGACCAAGCAGAUUCAUCCCAGAAAAGGAGAUUCUCCAAGUGGGGAGAGAAGACGCACAGAUGCAUGCUUUAUUUGCAGAUUCUUUUGCUGCUUUGGGUCGUUUGGAUAACAUUACAUUAGUGAUGGUUUUCCACCCACAAUAUUUAGAAAGUUUCCUUAAAACUCAACACUAUCUACUGCAAAUGGAUGGGCCAUUACCCCUACAUUAUCGGCACUACAUUGGAAUAAUGGCUGCAGCAAGACAUCAGUGCUCCUACUUGGUGAACCUGCACGUAAAUGAUUUCCUUCAUGUUGGUGGGGACCCCAAAUGGCUCAAUGGUCUAGAGAAUGCUCCUCAAAAACUACAGAAUUUGGGAGAACUCAACAAAGUAUUAGCCCAUAGACCUUGGCUUAUUACCAAAGAACACAUUGAGGAGCUUUUAAAAGCUGAGGAGCACAGCUGGUCUCUGGCAGAAUUGGUGCAUGCCGUAGUUCUACUCACACACUAUCAUUCUCUGGCCUCAUUCACAUUUGGUUGUGGAAUCAGUCCAGAAAUUCACUGUGAUGGUGGCCACACGUUCAGACCUCCUUCUGUUAGUAACUACUGCAUCUGUGACAUUACAAAUGGCAAUCACAACAUGGAUGAGAUGCAAGUCAACUCAGCAGGAAAUAUUACGGUAAGUGAUUCCUUCUUUGAGGUCGAAGCCCUCAUGGAGAAGAUGAAGCAGUUACAGGAAUGUCGAGAUGAAGAAGAGGCAAGUCAAGAGGAGAUGGCUUCACGUUUUGAAAUAGAAAAGAGAGAGAGCAUGUUUGUAUUCUCUUCAGAUGAUGAAGAAGUUACACCAGCAAGAGAUGUGUCUCGUCACUUUGAAGAUACUAGUUAUGGAUAUAAGGAUUUCUCAAGACAUGGAAUGCAUGUUCCAACAUUUCGUGUCCAGGACUAUUGCUGGGAAGACCACGGCUAUUCUUUGGUAAAUCGACUUUAUCCAGAUGUGGGACAGUUGAUUGAUGAAAAGUUUCACAUUGCUUACAAUCUUACUUAUAAUACAAUGGCAAUGCACAAAGAUGUUGAUACCUCAAUGCUUAGACGGGCUAUUUGGAACUAUAUUCACUGCAUGUUUGGAAUACGAUAUGAUGACUAUGACUAUGGUGAAAUUAACCAGUUAUUGGAUCGUAGCUUUAAAGUUUAUAUCAAAACAGUUGUUUGCACUCCUGAAAAGGUUACCAAAAGAAUGUAUGAUAGCUUCUGGAGGCAGUUCAAGCACUCUGAGAAGGUUCAUGUUAAUCUGCUUCUUAUAGAAGCUAGGAUGCAAGCAGAACUCCUUUACGCUCUGAGAGCCAUUACUCGCUAUAUGACCUGAUGCCUUUCCUCCAUUAAAGAUGAUUCUGGAAUGCUCAGCAAAUAUAGUCUGCAAGGGGAAGGUACCAAGCCCCAGGACCAAUGGUAGAUAAAAGAAUUCAGAAUCCAUUGUGCCAUGAUUCCUUUAGUUUCUGCUAUUCUACUGUGGAAAUGCCACUGCUGGCACAAGCAGUGAGUGCUUGGCAGCUUAAGGUUUAGAGCCAUGAAGAAGGGCUGCUGUUCACAGUAUUUUGCUUCUUGACAGUACAAGAUGCUGAAUAAUUGUUAUAAUACAGCAACUAGUAAUUCUCCAAAUCCUGUUGCUUUUAUGUUAAAUAAGAUAACAAGAAUUGGAGCAUGCAGAGAAUGGGACUUCGAUAAUGACUAAGAUUUACACAAAGAAUUUUAGAAGAACUUGGUGCUGCUAUCCUGGCUGGUGGAAUGAAUUAGAUGGCUGUUACAGUUAAGCCAGUAGUGACUCAAGUGAAUACUGCUAUUAUCUGAGCCUACGUACAGAAUUUGUGUGGUUUCCAAUUAAACUUGCGUACAUGAGGGUGGGGGUGCAUCUAAAAAAACUAUAGAAUUAUUACAGCUAAGACUGUUUUGAUGAUAACAUAUCAUUUCUUUCAUUGUAGUUUUUAAAUUCAGUUAUUGGAUGAUACUAAAUUACAGAGGCAUUGUUAAAUUUUUCUUCAAAAAGCAAUCUUAAAUGAAAUUGUGUGAAUUGUAGAAAAACUGGCUGUGUUUUGUUAAGCUGUUUCACAAGAUUCUCCAACAUUGGAGCAGCUGUCUGUGGGAAAUGUCACUGUGGACUGCCGUGCAGUCCCAGGUGCCAUGCAUCCCUGUGCUCCUCCACCGAAUGGUCCCUACUUUAAAGGAUGUGCAGCUCCUUAAAUAAUAAAAGCUGGAAAAUAUUUUUAGUCAGGUUAUCACAUUUGAUUUACAAAACUGCUAGUCAGGUUAUCACAUUUGAUUUACAAAACUGCUAACUUUGAAAUACAAACAGGUUUGAAAAAAAUGUAUUAAGUACUUUGUAUUCUGGAAGCGUGAAUUUGCUUUUGAAGUCUGUCAGUAUUACUGGUAUUUUUCAAUAAAGAAUAAUUUUCUCCAA